Messenger RNA from Purpureocillium lilacinum, 4863 nucleotides. RefSeq lists its product as uncharacterized. Lineage: Eukaryota; Fungi; Ascomycota; Sordariomycetes; Hypocreales; Ophiocordycipitaceae. The record is from RefSeq and is a predicted model, not a curated record. Gene Ontology annotation, molecular function: zinc ion binding; ubiquitin protein ligase activity; ribosomal large subunit binding. Gene Ontology annotation, cellular component: cytosol; RQC complex. Gene Ontology annotation, biological process: rescue of stalled cytosolic ribosome; ribosome-associated ubiquitin-dependent protein catabolic process.
AUGAGCCGCGCCCCGCUGGGCAAGGGCGGCGGCGCCCGCUCCGCCUUUGGUGGCGCUGCCACGGGCAGCUCUCUGUCCUACCUCGCCGAGCCGCCCUCGUUCGCCGCCGUGUCGGAUCCAAACGUUGUCGUGUCUCUCAAGAAUGUGCUCAAGAAGGACAGCACCACCAAGGCGAAGGCACUCGAAGAUUUGCUGCAACAUGUCCAGGCCCACCCCCACGAGCAGGGAGGCGGCGUCGAGGAUGCCCUCCUCGAUAUCUGGACUCAGUUAUAUCCUCGCAUCUCCAUCGACAAUUCUCGACGAGUCCGCGAGCUUUCGCACACCCUACAGUUCGAACUCCUCAAGUCGGCCCGGAAGCGCAUGGAGCGCCACCUCCCAAAGGUCGUGGGCGCGUGGCUCUCCGGCCUUUACGACCGCGAUCGCGUCGUUGCCCGCGCGGCCAACGAUGGGCUCUCCUCGUUCCUCAAUACGCCCGAAAAGGUGUCCGGCUUCUGGCACAAGUGCCGCGCCCAGAUUCUCGAUUACGCAACCGACGCCAUACAGGAGACCAAGGACACUCUAAGCGACGAACGGUCCACCACGGCCGAGGAAUCCGAAGCCAAAUACUUUCGGGUUGUCACGGCCAGCCUUUCCCUGGUUCUCGGGUUGCUUCAACUCCGAGAUGCAGGUCUAGAGCAGCUCCGCGACAAGUACGACGCCUACUUCAGUGAGGACGUUGUUUGGAAGGCCGUCACUUUCAAUGAUCAGCAAGUCAGGAAGGCUGUGUGUCAGCUCCUGUUUGUCUGUCUCGAGCGCAGGCUCCCUUAUGCCGAUUCUGUCAAGGCUCGCCAGGCAUUCGUGACCGGAGGCCUCAAGACGACUCAGGCGGGAUCUGCGCUCGAGUACGUUAGGGCAUUGACCAAGCUCACCCAGCACGCCCCCUCCAUCUGGGAAGGCAGCCCGAAGGACAAGAAAUCCCCGUUUACACGGCUGCAGGCUUUCAUAGCCAAGGGGUCUCAGGGUAGCCCGCCCAAGUACUGGGAAUGCCUAGAUCAACUACUCGCUCAGCUUCCUACCAACGUUCUGACGGUCGACGCCUCUUCUGGUCUGCUAUCGUCCCUCACAUCCGGCAUCACGAGUCGGGACGAGCCCCGCACGAAUACCUCUUUUUCUUGGAAGUGCUUCGUUGAUGCGACCAAGCGAUGCCUCAAACCUUUGUCUGACGACGAUCGCUUGGCUAUCGCAAAGGAGCAUCUGUUCCCGCUCUUCGAGCACUUUCUGUUUUCAGUGUCUGGCAAGCCGACCGCAAUCCCGCUAGGGCCCAAUGCUAUGUCAGUAAUCGUCGACAUAGACGUCGGCCUCCUCAAUGCGUCUCCCCGCUUGGCCGAAGCCGUCGCCGCUGAGUGGGAUCGCCUGGGCACUCAACUGUGCACAAAUAUCUCUGCUUCUCUUCCGGAGGUCUCCAAGAACUAUCACACAUCGCAGGCGCAGAUCGCAGAGGAAAGCAGGCGCUGGUUCGGCCUCAUCGGGCUGCUCCACGGCGAACGGGAAAAGUCGAACGCCGUCGAUCAUACUGCCAUUCCCUCCGCCAAGGUUGUCUCGCAGUGUCUCAUGCUCCUUGAAAGUAGAAACUUGAAGCCCUUUGGAGCUUCUCAGGCGGUCGAGUAUUCAUUGAGUACGGCACCCCACCUCUUUGAAGGCGACUUAGGUCGCCGUGUCGGCAAUUUCCUUCAGUCGGCUGCUGAGGAUAGCAUGGACAGAGUCAUGCAAUCUGCCUCGUCGCAGAGCCUUUUCGCUUGCCUGCGAAUUUUUGGCAGCAUACCAGGCCAGCAGGAAAGCUACCAGGCCGUAUGGCACGCGUGGACAUUGGCAUCGCUUGGUCUUGCGGAUCCGGAGCGGCGCAACUUAGCUCUGACGUAUCUCGUCUCCCAGCACAGGGCCUCAUCCUUUGCUCAUAGCACCCUUGGCCUUCAAGAAACAAUCUUGGAACAAGCGCGGCUGGCAGCAGAGAUGGACAUUGGCGCCAAUAGCCAUUCCCUUGCGCUUGUACGAGCCGCCUUGGAGCACAAGGCAGUCCAGCCGGACGUGUGUCGCAGGAUAGCCAGGGAGUCGGUGACCCUUUUGUCAGCCGGACCUCAGUACCCAGAGAGUAUUCUUGAGGUGUUAGAAGCCGUUGCCACGAGCGACCCGGAACUCUUCGCCGAGGACGAGGCCAUUCGAACUGAACUUGUAUCAUUGCUUCUCGGGCUUGCAGAGCUUUCAGAUAGCACGGUUUCCGAGAAAACGGCCAGAUUACGAUUACUGGUCGAUGGGCAAAGCAAAGGUUCGCUUCCAGUCGUCGAGAUUAUUCAGUCAAAUCUGGACCGCGCUGGACCGCCAUCUCUCGAAAUAAGCACGCUCGUUUCCCAAGCAAAGGCUGCUGCAGGCGCCGAUGUGCCCUGGGAAGACAUUCUGCCCAGCACGAAUGCUUGGAUGGCAGAACUCUCCCCUUUCUUGGACCAGCCUCCCAAUCCUUCCUUGACCAUCACCUGCAGCAUUGGAGGCGCCCUUGCCCUCGGAAAGCCCGGUGCGGCCCCCUCGUCUUCCCAGAAUCGGGUCCCCCGCGAUCGAAAGGGACGCUCCGUGCCCGUCCGAAUGGCUCUGUAUACAUGCGAGCUUCUCAGCGCAGGGACCCCAAUCAUCCAUCUUCCACGGCAGUUCCAUGUCGAGCUAUUAUAUCUGCAAUACCUUUCGCUGCAGCUGGUGUCGGACCAGAUGACUACGACAGAAGCCGAUGGACUCUGGCAGAACCUGAACUCUGGCGAUGCCGCUACCGAGGCCGAGGAGCUUGUCACGAUGUCCAGAAGAAUGUUGAAUGGUAUCGCUUCAGCAGCGCAUCAGUGGCAUAACUCCACGGACGAGAGUAUCUCUGGCGUCGCUAAUGGCUUGAUCGAACUGGCGAUGAAUGAGGCGACUGAGUUCUCUCCCAGAGGCGUGUACAGCGCUCGCAUUCUGAGCGAGUGGCUACAGGCGCUCACGGAUGCUCAUGGUCUUCCUGCAGGCACAGAAGAACGUUUUCUUCGCUCAGACUUCCUCAGGGCCAAACCUGAAACUGUCUUGGUAGCCGCGGCGCUCGUAACGGGCUUCGGCGAGCACCUACGGGCAUCAAAGGCUAUCAGCAACUUUUGCAACCGCUUGGUGAGCGACAUCGCUGCGGCAAACGUGGCGGACGGCGAGCGCACAAUCAUGACGCUUGCUCUCUUCACCCUGUGCGCGCAAGUGUACGACAUUGGCGAGCUUCCCGUGGCUAAUAACCGGAUUGUCUUCGCCGCGAAGCAAAUCACGUCCUGGGCAGAUGACCUCGACGUACUGGACCCUAACCUCUGUGCGGAGAUGUGUCGUACACUUACUUGGCUGCUUCCCUGCAUGAGGGACGUUUAUGGCUCAUACUGGGAGAAGGCCCUGCAGCUCUGCAUCGGAUUAUGGGAGCGUGCCGGGCAGCUCGUGUUGCCCCAAGCCCUCCCCUUUAUUUACUCAUCACUGAAGCUGUACAGAGCGCUUGAAGGCAUCCAGGAACCAAACGACGACCUUCAAGAAGCCUUGAGGGACUUCUCGGCGGCCAAAUCGAGUGGGCUAGUGGAGCUACUGAAGCUCCCUCGUGACUCGACGUCGCAGCCACUGCAGAUUGUUGACGAAAUGAUCUGCCGAGAGCUCGAUACGAUCCCUGUAUCACGCAUCCCGGAUCCCGUAAGCCUGUUUCCUUUGGUCGCCUCUGAGUCGCAGGAUAUCCAGACUGCAGCAUUCGACAUGCUGCACAGAAAAAUACCCGAGCAACAGGAACAACAAGCGCUUGACAUCCUGCUUGACAAAAAAGAUGCCCGGCUUCCGGACGAGCUCCUCUCGCUGCUUCUGGACCCCCCGACGCUGGAUAAGUUCUCCGACGAGGCGCUGGCCGAGUUUCCCUCCACCAUUCGUUGUUAUCUUUUCACAUGGAAACUCCUCUUCGAUGCAUUCGCGGCCUCUGUGUUCAAGGUGCGGAACGACUACACCGAACAUUUGAAGACAGGCGAUUACGUGAACCCAUUCCUGGAAUUCUUGUUCGAUGUGCUUGGACACUCGGCAGCGCAUCCCUUGAAUCUCGACAAGGAAGGUCUCGGGACGCAUGAAAUUUGCAAUUAUGACACCGCCCUGGCGGAGGCGGAGCCAGCCGAGAAGAGCUUACACUGGCUGCUUGUGCAUCUGUACUAUCUGACACUGAAGUACAUUCCUGGGUUGUUCCGAACCUGGUAUAUCGAUUGCCGGUCGAAGCAGACCAAGAUGGCGGUCGAGUCGUGGACGACAAAGUAUUUCUCGCCACUCGUCAUCUCUGACACACUCGACGGCGUGCAGGCUUGGGCAGACAAACAGGAAGCGCCGGCGGGAGAUGAACAGGAGCUCCUUGUCAAGGUCUCCAAGCCAGCCAAAGAGGUCACAGCAGCCUACGAUGUGGAUGAGUCGCAGGCUUCCAUCGGGAUCAAGCUGCCCUCGAGCUACCCCAUCGAAGGGGUGACGGUGCUUGGCCUGCACCGCGUGGCUGUAUCGGAGCGCAAAUGGCAGGGCUGGAUCAUGACGACGCAGGGAGUCAUCACCUUCUCGAACGGCAGCAUCAUUGAUGGGCUGCAGGUGUUCAAGCGCAACAUCAUAGGUGCGCUGAAAGGUCAGAGCGAGUGUGCCAUCUGCUACAGCAUCAUCUCGACCGAUAAACGCACGCCGGACAAGCGAUGCACAACCUGCAAGAACCUGUUCCACCGCACCUGUCUGUACAAGUGGUUCCAGACCAGCAAUCAGAACACGUGCCCUCUGUGCAGGAACCCGAUCGACUACCUGGGAGCGGACACGCAGAAGCGGAGACCGGAGCUGCGAUAG